This is a messenger RNA of Oncorhynchus keta (chum salmon), 4093 nucleotides long. RefSeq names its product mediator of RNA polymerase II transcription subunit 7-like. The transcript is spliced from 2 exons. NCBI's taxonomy places the organism in Eukaryota, Metazoa, Chordata, Actinopteri, Salmoniformes, Salmonidae. Gene Ontology annotation, molecular function: transcription coregulator activity. The record is from RefSeq and is a predicted model, not a curated record. Gene Ontology annotation, biological process: regulation of transcription by RNA polymerase II. The coding region runs from base 264 to 1037 and encodes 257 amino acids. Gene Ontology annotation, cellular component: mediator complex.
UUUGCCUUUGUAUCAUUCCUUGUUGUGAAAUGACUUCCAAGUCUGCCAAGCUCGCAUGUUAGCUCGCUAACGUUAGCUCGCUAUUUACUGAAUCAACUGAAAAUACUGUAGCUAGCUAGAUUGUUCACAAUCCGUUUGUAGGCUUGUAACUAGCGCAUUAGUCCCCCUUGCUCAGCAGGUUACCUUUAGACAACGUAGUCAAGCUGUCCUACGUAACGUUACACACUUCUAGCUACGCUAAUUAGCUAACCAGCUAGACGCGCAUGCGUGACAACAAGGCCUCCACCAUGGGUGAACCACAGCAGGUGAGUGCCCUACCUCCCCCUCCCAUGCAGUACAUCAAGGAGUACACUGACGAGAACAUCCGCAAGGGGCUCGCCCCCAAACCCCCUCCUCCCAUCCGAGACACCUACAUGAUGUUCGGCAACCAGUUCCAGUGUGACGACCUGAUCAUCCGACCGCUGGAAAGCCAGGGCAUCGAACGGCUCCACCCCAUGCAGUUCCACCACAAACGGGAGCUCAAGAAGCUCAACAUGUCCAUCCUGGUGAAUUUCCUGGAUCUCCUGGACAUCCUGAUCAAGAGCCCUGGCAGUAUAAAGAGAGAGGAGAAGCUGGAGGACCUGAAGCUAUUGUUUGUCCACAUGCACCAUCUGAUCAAUGAGUACCGUCCGCACCAGGCCAGAGAGACCUUGAGGGUGAUGAUGGAAGUGCAGAAGAGACAGCGCCUGGAGACUGCAGAGAGGUUCCAGAAACAUCUGGAGAGGGUCAUGGAGAUGAUCCAGGGAUGCCUGGCCUCCCUGCCCGAUGACCUGCUGCAGACUGAGGCCUCGAGUGGGGUAGGGGAUGGGGCGAGGGGUGGUGGAGCGUUGGGGUUGGCCGUCAGGCUAAAGACUGAGCCCAUGGAAGUGGAGGAGGCUGGGGCUAGCUGUAUGGCUGUUGGACCACAACAGGACAAAAGCAUGGCUGGUGCUGCUAAGAAGGACAGAGUAUGGGACAAGGAUGCAGCAAUGUGUAGUAUUAUUGACGAGAUUGCCUGAGUUUUGUAUUUAGGGCUGGGGUCUCUAUAGAAGGCUGCAAUGAUGAAGAACGUUCAGAUAGAAAUGUGUUCUGUAAAACAGAUUGUCUGUUGUGAUUCGAGUCCUCUUCAUUAUAUUUCUAUAUGUAAUGUUCAGAAUCAAAAUGAUUCACCUUGCUGAAUAUAGGUUUCUCUUGUUUUGGUAUGUUUGUUUUAUUGCUGUUAUUGGUCUGUUUUAAUUGUGUCGUAUGCUUCAUCUAGUUCUGAUCUCAUACGCUGUGCAGUUUUAUAGUAUUUUUCAUGGACUAUGAAGUGUCAUGGACAAUGAGAACACACCUUCUUUGUUCAGAAUUGUUUUGGGCUAUCAUUAACGUUUGGAUGCUCUUUAAAAUUCAUAAUUUGAUAAGUUAAUAAAGCAACUUCCAAGUCCUGUAACAUAAUUGAUUAAUUAUAUUUUAUAUGAUUCAUUUUCAUAACACAGGAAUGGACUGGUUAGGUAAUGUCCUGCUGAUGUCAUAACCUAAUGUGAUUGCAUGUCAGUGAUACUGCAACAGUCUUUGUUAGACGAAGGGUUUAGUCUGUGAAGCUUUGUGUGUAGCAGCUUGCUAUAUAAGCUUAUACUUGUAGCAAUGUGAGCUAAUGUCUCAGUCAGAGGCGUGCUACACUACCUCAGUCUCUGUCACUGUUUGGCUGGAGAGAGACAGAGGUUAGUGUGUUGUGACAUACAGACACACUUCGGGAUGAAGUUUCCCCUAGCCUAGUGAACAGCAUGAGCUGGUACACACCCAAACAUUUUAGUAGAUGGUGCUGACUGAGCAAGAGUAAACUGUAUAGAAAUAGUCUCUCACUAUGUAAAUGCUCCCAACAAUUUAGUGGGUAAAUCACAAACCUUUUGGCAACACAGUGCCCUGUACCCUAAAGAAGACACUGUUUCUGAAAUGGGAAUUUGCCCAUUCGAUUACUGUGAUCAUUUACAUAGUGUAUGACUAGGUCUGCUAUGUAACUACUAAAACAUGCAGUAACGUGAGAUUGCUCAUUGGUGGUGACAGACAAAGACAUUGAAACCUUAUAGAACAUGGGCUGAGCUAGUACUGCAGGCAAGCCUUUGUUGUGUAAGAUAAGGUGUGAGUCAGAGGAGGCUGGUGGGAUGAGAUACAGGAGGACACUAAUGGGUGGAAUGGCAUUAAUGGAAUGGAGUCAAACGUGGUUUCCAUUUGUUUGUGUUUGAUACCGUUCUAUUGAUUCCAUUCUAGCCAUUACAAUGAGCCCGUCCUCCUAUAGCUCCUCCCAACAGCCUCCUGAUUUGAGUAUGUUAGUACAUUAGUCCCAUAGACAGACAGAUACACUGAACCCCUAGGAUGAUUCUAAUUCCCUUAUUACGGCAUACAUACAAGCAUUGAAUUGAUGUGGUGUUCGUUUUGGAUCAAUGAGGACAGAUAUACCGCUGCCCGUGAAAUGUGAAUCUGAAUUUCCAUUCCUGUGUUAUGAAAACAUGUUUUGUUAUUGAACUUGUUGGGAAAUAAUUGCCUUGUUUUUCUGUAUUUAAUGUAGCCUAGAUACUACUAUCUCUGAUUCAACAUGUCUGUGAAGUCUGUAGUCACAUCAGACAUGUUUUAUUUCAACAGAAACAGAAAGCACAAUACAUUACCUAACCAGUCGGCCCUGUCUUUGUGCAGAGCAAUCAAAACAACACUACUGCCCCAGAUAUCGAGUCAGGAGAGGCCUACAUUUUCAAGUGGUUGCUAUAGAAUCAUAGACCGUCUAUGAAAGACAUAGGGGAUGCAUUAUGUGGGUCUGUAGAUGCUAGGUGGGAAGGCUGUUGUUCCGACAUUACUUUAACACACCUGAUUCAAAGAUUCAGCUAAUCAAGGCGCUGAGGAACCCAAUUGAUUAGCUAAAUCAGUUGUAUUAGCACUGGUCUGGAGCAUAAACCUGCACACCAAGUAGACUAGCUCAGCUUUCCAGGAGGAGAGUUGGUUACGACUGACCUGGGCUAAAGGCUGGGUGUCCUAUCAUCAGAUUGACUAUGUUUAGAUAUGUCGGUCUUUAAAUAAAUGGCCUUAUUGGCCUACCUACCUGCAUGUUGUAGGGAUGGCUCCAAUCCCUUUUUUGCGUCCCAAAUGGCAUAGUGCACUACUUUUGACCAGAUCCCAUAUUCCCUACAUAGUGCAGAGCCCUGGUCAAAUGUAGUGCUAAAUAUAGGGAAUAGCUCUCGAGUGGCGCAACAGUCUAAGUCACUGCAUCUCAGUGCUAGAGGUGUCAUUACAGACCCUGAUUUGAUUCCAGGCUGAAUCCCGUGAUUGGGAUUCCCAUAGGGCGGCGCACAAUUGGCCUAGCGUCAUCCGGGUCAGGGUUUGGCAGGGGUAGGCCGUCAUUGUAAAUAAGUAUUUGUUCUUAACUGACUUGCCUAGUUAAAUAAAAGGUUAAAUAAACAACAUAGGGUGCCAUUUAAAACACAACCCUUAUCUUGGCCAGAGACACACGCCCAGAGAUUUACCCCAAAACUGGAAAGGUGUUGUGAUGGAACAGGGAUUAAACCCUAAUUAGGCUAACCCUGACAUACAUAAUGUGUGUUUCCUGUGCCAUGGCAAACAAAGGGGGAAAGGUCAGAGAGUUUACAGCUUUAUUUAGACUAUUGUAGGACGAGGAGGGGGAGCUAGCUGAAGAACUGUACAUGGAACUGGUGCCCCUGUAUGUAGGCGUGCUACUAUUAUUUUAUUGUUGCGCCUUAAUUAUUUGUUAUUUUAUUUCAGUUUAUUUUAGUAAAUACUUUUAACACAUUUUUUUCUUAAAACUGUAUUGUUGGUUAAGGGCUUGUAAGUAAGCAUUUCACUGUAAGAUCUACGCCUUUUGUAUUCGGCGCAUGUGACAAAUACAAUUUGAUUUGGGUUAUAUGGGGAUGCCAAUUUAGCCUGCCCUGCUGUUAUAAAAGACGUAUGUUUGUUGGGUUUAAAGGAAGGCUGUAGUAAUCAUCUAAUAUGUUUGUUGUUGCACAAUCACUCAUGGACAGAUGAAACGGUGUGAACAUGUCAAGGCUCACAUAGAAUGAUGUGAUUACAAGCAGCAGUUGUUCCUGUU